UUACCGCCUUCUCUCCCAAACAUUUUAUCUCUCUCACACAACACAACAGAUUGAAAAUAUCUCAGAACUCUUUUUAGUUUAAAUAUUCUCCGGCGGCUUUGAACUUAUGUGAAGGAGGAGGAGCCUCCAGAAAAACAUACAAUUUCUCAGUUUUCCGGCGGUGGAGGAACACGAAGCCACUGGUUUUACUUUCAGCUGGUAGAUGGUAGUUAGAGAAACAGCGAUGAUGCCUGAGCGAGAAGUAGAAUCAUCGACGGCACAAACAAGACAUAAUGGAGGAAGUGGAGGAGAGAAUCAUCCGUUUUCUUCAUUGGGAAGACAAUCCUCGAUCUACUCAUUGACCCUCGACGAGUUCCAACACGCUCUCUGUGAGAACGGCAAGAACUUCGGGUCAAUGAACAUGGACGAGUUUCUCGUCUCUAUUUGGAACGCAGAAGAGAACAACAACAAUCAGCAAGCAGCAGCCGCAGCUUCUAACCCUGUUCCGCCCAAUCACAACGGUUUCAACAACAGCAACAACAACAAUGGUGGAGCCGAGAGUAACGUCUUUGGUGGUGGUGGUUCUUCAGGUAACCAAGGGGCUAAUAAGAGAUCAGUGAUAGCAAAGGAACCAAGUCUUGCACGACAAGGCUCGUUGACACUUCCAGCUCCGCUUUGUAGAAAGACUGUUGAUGAGGUUUGGUCUGAGAUACAUAGAGGAGGUGGUGGUGGAGACAGAAGUGGACGUACCAGUAGUAGUAAUGGUCAAGACAAUGCUCAAAACGGCGGUGAGAUCGCGGCUAGACAACCAACUUUUGGGGAGAUGACGCUUGAAGAUUUCUUGGUCAAGGCAGGUGUGGUUAGAGAACAUCCCACUAACCCUAACCCUAACCCUAACCCAAACCCAAACUCAAACCAAAACCAAUCUAGUGUUAUACCCGCAGCUACGCAGCAGCAGCUCUAUGGUGUGUUUCAAGGAACCGGUGAUCCUACUUUCCCCGGUCAGGCCAUGAGUGUAGGUGACCCUUCAGGUUAUGGUAAAAGGACAGGAGGAGGAGGAGGGUACCAGCAGGCACCACCAGGUGUUUGCUAUGGAGGUGGUGGUGGUGGGUUUGGAGGUGGUGGGCAACAAAUGGGGAUGGUGGGACCGUUAAGCCCUGUUUCAUCAGACGGGUUAGGACAUGGACAAGUGGAUAACAUAGGAAGUCAGUAUGGAGUGGAUAUGGGAGGGUUAAGGGGAAGGAAAAGAGUAGUGGAUGGUCCAGUGGAGAAAGUAGUGGAAAGAAGGCAGAGGCGGAUGAUCAAGAACCGUGAGUCUGCUGCAAGGUCUAGAGCAAGAAAGCAGGCGUAUACAGUGGAAUUAGAAGCGGAAUUGAACCAGUUGAAAGAAGAGAAUGCGCAGCUAAAACAUGCAUUGGGGGAGUUGGAGAGAAAGAGGAAGCAACAGUAUUUUGAGAGUUUGAAGACAAGAGCACAACCGAAGUUGCCGAAGGCGAGCGGGAGAUUGCGGACAUUGAUGAGGAACCCGAGUUGUCCGCUCUGAACAAGCAAUGAGUAGAAGAUGAAGAAGUAAGGAAGUUUAUACGUCGGAGACAAAAAGAGGAAAAAAAAAACUGAUGAUUUCUAUGGUGUUGGUAGGUUGGUUUUGUUUUGUCAUGAGGAAAAGAGAUCACACAAAUCUUUUUUUACUUGGAUGUUUUCUGUGUUGGUAGGAGGAGGAACACAAUCUGAUCUUCUUUUACUUCUGUUCCUUGUCAACAAGAAAGUGAUCCUCUGUUUCAACAUCAUGUAUCUUUAGUGGAUAUAACAAAUGUUCUGUCACUAAAUUUAGUUUUACCAUCUUCGCACG
Messenger RNA from Eutrema salsugineum, 1828 nucleotides. Its product is annotated as protein ABSCISIC ACID-INSENSITIVE 5. Gene Ontology annotation, cellular component: nucleus. The coding region runs from base 203 to 1522 and encodes 439 amino acids. The record is from RefSeq and is a predicted model, not a curated record. The transcript has 5 exons. Gene Ontology annotation, molecular function: DNA-binding transcription factor activity. NCBI's taxonomy places the organism in Eukaryota, Viridiplantae, Streptophyta, Magnoliopsida, Brassicales, Brassicaceae. Gene Ontology annotation, biological process: positive regulation of DNA-templated transcription.